Serpula lacrymans var. lacrymans S7.9 is the source of this 843-nucleotide messenger RNA. RefSeq lists its product as uncharacterized. The record is from RefSeq and is a predicted model, not a curated record. The coding region runs from base 1 to 843 and encodes 280 amino acids. The transcript has a single exon. Lineage: Eukaryota; Fungi; Basidiomycota; Agaricomycetes; Boletales; Serpulaceae.
AUGAUUAGGGCGCUUCCUGAUCAAUAUGCCCACUUCACUUCAUCUCUACUACUUCUGGGCACCUUGGACAAGACCCAGCUCAGGGAUGCUUUCCUUGCUGAAGAGGUCAAUCGCCGUUGUCGUGCUGAAGUCGAUUCUGCCUUGCAUUCUUCGUCUACCACUGCCAAUAGCACCUGCACCCAUCCUAACUGCCAUCAUUGCAACCAAUCCACCACCUCUACUCGUGUUCAGUGUGAUUUCUGUGGUUUACUUGGUCAUACCCAAGACAAAUGCCACAGAUACAUUGCUAGUCGCCAACAGGCAGUGGAGGGUGCUAAGAAUCGCUACAAGCGUGGCAAUAAGGCUCAGGCAGGCUCCAGCAACUCUCAGAAUACCUCUCAGCAGCCCAAAUCUUCGCCCAACAAUGCCAAUUCAUCUACUGUGGUCACUGAAUCAGCUGGGAAUGCAAGUCUUCGUUCCAUUCAUCCCUCUGAUCCUCAUUGCCCUCUCCAACUUGAUGCUGACAUUGAUUGGAAUGCAGACACAGGCGCCACUUCUCAUAUGACACCUCAUCGUCAUUGGAUGCACCACUAUACCCCAUAUUGUGUGCCAAUCAAGCUGGCUGAUCACACUGUUGUCUAUUCAGCUGGUGUUGGUACUGUGGUGUUUAAUCCUGUGAUGAAUGGCAAAGUGGCUAGGGCUGUGGAAUUCUCUAGAGUGCUCCAUGUACCAGGUGGCUGCAUUACGCACAAAUGUUCUUUUGUUGUUGAGUACCAAGGACACAGAGAACGAGUCACCACUGAAUGUAACAACCAAGAGUUUGUUACUCCAGUGCACAACUCAGACAAGCUACAGAGAGGAUGA